Molecule: messenger RNA, 1587 nt
Organism: Colletotrichum truncatum
Lineage: Eukaryota; Fungi; Ascomycota; Sordariomycetes; Glomerellales; Glomerellaceae
Product: cytochrome p450 monooxygenase
Molecular function (GO): iron ion binding; heme binding; oxidoreductase activity, acting on paired donors, with incorporation or reduction of molecular oxygen
Source: RefSeq, a predicted model, not a curated record
AUGGAGAUUAUCGAGACUCCAAAGCACCUCCUUUCAUCAUGGUCAAAUUCUUUUUUGUUCCGCCGAAUGGAUGUUUGGACGUCCCUAUGCCUCGGCGUGGUUCUCAUCAGUAUCUUCAGCUUGAUACCUUCCUUACGCAAACCCUCCCGCAAACUACCUUAUAUCAACCCUCGAGAGUCAUUAGACCUCUUCAACCAACAGGGAAAAAACAGCUUCUUGUUCAAUGCCAGAAAGUUAAUGGAAAGCGGCAGGCAGCAGUUUCCAGGACAGCCUUACAGGAUCAUGACUGAUGUUGGCGAGACAGUAGUCAUCCCGUCCGACUUUGUCAACGAUAUUCGCAAUGAACCUGGACUUAGCUUCAUGCAGGCUUUUGCCGACAAUUUCCAUCCGCAUUUGCCAGGUUUUGAGGCAUUCGCAGUAGGCAACAGGCCAGAUGGACUCUUUCAAAAGGUCAUCAUGAAGUACAUUACCAAACUGCUGAACCAGAUUACCGAACCCUUAUCAUCCGAAGCCAAAUAUGCUGUCGACCUACGAUUCGGAAACUCCAACCAAUGGCGAGAAUUCAACAUCAAAGACGAUAUACUAGAUGUUAUUUCCCGACUUUCCUCUCGUGUGUUUCUCGGCGCUGAGGUAUGCCGCGACGAAGCUUGGCUUCACAUAACCAAGUCAUACACGGUCAACGGGUUCCUUGGCGCUGAGAUUAUGCGCGGAUACCCCAUCUGGAUUCGCCGAGUAGCACACUGGUUUGUCCCACAGUGCAAAGUCCUCCGACACCAGAUGGCAGAAGCCAGAAAUAUCAUCGAGCCAGUGCUUCAGAAGCGCAGGGAUAUGCGUGCGCGGGCCCAAGCCAACGGCGAGCCGAUUCCUAGGUUCAACGAUGGUCUCGAUUGGUUUGAGGAAGCGAGCAAUGGCUGCAAGUAUGAUGCUGGAGGGGCGCAACUGGGACUAUCGGCCGUCGCUAUACACACCACUACCGAUCUGCUAGUCGAGACCAUGCUGCGCAUCGCCGAGAAUCCCGACCUCUUUGGAGCCCUCAGAAAGGAAAUAGUAGACGUGCUCAGCGUCGAGGGUUGGAGGAAAACGGCGCUUUACAAUAUGAAGAUUACCGACAGCGUCUUGAAGGAAGCACAGAGGCUGAAGCCGGUAACUUCAGCUAUCAUGAGCCGUGUCGCAACCCGCCCGGUAACUCUCCCCAACGGCCUUCAACUGCAAACAGGCGAGCGCUGUGUUGCCGAUCUCGGCGGGAUGUUCGACCCGAGCCUUUAUGAAAACCCCGAGGCGUUCGAUGGGUAUCGCUUCGUUCGCAUGCGAAGGAACCCGAAGCUUGAAAAACAGGCCCACCUCGUCAGCACUGCUCCGUCCCACCUAGGCUUUGGCCACGGUCAGCACGCUUGCCCCGGCCGCUUUUUUGCGUCGAACGAAUUGAAGAUUGCGUUGGCGCACUUGGUUAUGAAGUAUGACUGGAAGCUUCAGCCAGGAUACAAGCCCUGCUGGCAAGAGUACGGCUUCGUCUGGUCGGCAGAUGGAGCGGCAAAGUUGCUAAUGAGAAGACGGGAAGCACCAGAGAUUGAUAUUGAUGCGUUGUGA